Messenger RNA from Trachymyrmex cornetzi, 477 nucleotides. Its product is annotated as glutamyl aminopeptidase-like. The record is from RefSeq and is a predicted model, not a curated record. Bases 1 to 477 code for a protein of 158 amino acids. Lineage: Eukaryota; Metazoa; Arthropoda; Insecta; Hymenoptera; Formicidae. Gene Ontology annotation, molecular function: metalloaminopeptidase activity; peptide binding; zinc ion binding. The transcript is spliced from 2 exons. Gene Ontology annotation, cellular component: membrane; cytoplasm. Gene Ontology annotation, biological process: proteolysis; peptide catabolic process.
AUGGUAACAUUGUUGAUAGCCCCAUACAUUCAAGAACGGAAUGGAAUGAGACAGUUAUUUCCUUGUUGGGACCAACCGCAAUUAAAGGCCACUUUUAACAUUUCAAUAAAAUAUCCUAUGUUAUAUUCAGUUUUAUCAAAUAUGCCGACAGAUACAAAAUACCCGUACUACACAAAUUAUAGUGAUUUAUUUCACAAAUACUUCUAUAUUACGCCUCCAAUGUCGACUUUCCAAAUUGGGAUAGUCAUGACUGAGUAUCAAUCCAUUAGAGUUAAUAAAAACAUUACUUUGUGGUGCGAUUGUUAUUCAAAAGAGCGUCGUCAGAAAUUUGAGUUUGCACGGAGAAUCAUAAACAAUAUUACAUUGCAGUUAAAAUCUGAAUUUGGUGGGAUAAAUAUUCCAAAAAUGGAUCACAUUGCGAUUCCAAAUUUUCCACAAGACGGCAUAUCGAAAUGGGGGCUCAUAUUUUAUUCGUAA